Drosophila hydei is the source of this 2246-nucleotide messenger RNA. RefSeq names its product ribosomal L1 domain-containing protein CG13096. The record is from RefSeq and is a predicted model, not a curated record. The transcript has 2 exons. Bases 91 to 2118 code for a protein of 675 amino acids. Lineage: Eukaryota; Metazoa; Arthropoda; Insecta; Diptera; Drosophilidae.
UAAUAUUGUGCGAUAAUUUCAAGCACUCUUGCACGUGUUGCUUAGCGAGUUUGUGUUUAAGUUUUAUUACAAGUUUUUUUAAAAGUAAUCAUGGUAAAAGUACAAAAACCUCAACCAAAAACUCUUAAAAAAACCACCAAAAGUGAUGGUGCUGUUAAAGAAAAACCGACAGUGAACAAAACCAUUAAGAAAACAUCAAAAGCAACUGGCUUGGCGUCUGCCGCAACUGGAAUAGACAGUAAAAAGAUUGCCGCAAUAAAAUCGGAUGUCAAGAAGAGUUCUGAGCGAAAGAACCCAAAAGUCACCGUGGAAGCUAAGCUCAAAGCAGCGAAAUUGCCACUGAAGACUAAGUCAAUCAAGAAGCCUUUAGUUCUUGCACCUCCAAAAUCGCCGGUUGCAUUGCCAACAAAAACAAGCAAAAAGGCUGCCCCAGUAUCUGUGCCUGUGGCUGCUCCUACUCCUAAAAAAGCGAAAACAGCUAAGAUUAGCAAGACUGCCAUUGAGCCAGUAUUGAAAUCUGUGACGAAGAAGAACGUAAAAGCCGUAGUUAGCAAGACUGCCAUUGGCCCUGUGUUGAAAUCUGUGACGAAGAAGAACGUAAAAGUCGAAGUUACAAAUACCAAGGAAAAUAAGAAGCAAAUUAAACAGUCCGUUGUCCCAGCCACAAAGAACGCCAAGAAGCAGCAACAGUCGGUCAAAGAUGCAAAAGCAUCAAAGAAAGUCUCAGAAAAAGCAAAGCCCAAAUUGGUUACAAAAAAAUUGGCAGCAUUUGGAAAUAAAAAAAAUAAGAAAGGAAAGAUCUCGAAACAGCAAAAUGCAAUAAAACAAAAGGAACCGAAAAUUGUGGAACUGAAAUAUGAAUUGAAGUCGUUUGAUGAAGAUAGAUUUAAUGAAAUUGUCAGCGAGAAAAAUGUUGAAAAAGUGUGCUCUGCGCUUAUGAGUCAGGUGCGCGAGGAGGUGCAGAAGCAAAAGGCGACGCCAAUCUUUAGCGAUUACCGCUAUAUUCUACAGGUGUCCAGCUAUAAGAUACCCAGCUGUCCGAAGCGCGUAGUAAAGCUGGCGCUGAAGCACUCGCUGGUUGGCAAGGAUGAUGACGUUGCAGUCAUUGUGACUGACUUGCAGCGCGGAGCUCGUUUCGACUAUGAACCCACUGUGCAACAUUACGAGGAUUUGUUCCGCGAGGCUGGCAUCGAGCAGCGUCUGACGAUAGUGCCAUUCAAUCGGCUACGCAAUGAUAUGGGCACAUUUGAAGCUAAACGCAAGUUCCUGAAUAGCUAUGACUACUUACUCUGCGAUGGACGCAUCUCGGGUCAGGCUACCGCCUUCCUUGGCAACUUUACCCAGAAGCCUCGUAAUGUACUGCACGCGGUCCGUCUGAGCAAAGACAAUCAGUUGGCUAAGGAGAUUUCGCGUGGUCUUUGCCGAACUGCUUACAGACAGUUGCGGAAGGGUGAUCUAACAGCCAUACCAGUCGGCAAUCAUGAGCACAGCGGCAAGCAGCUGGCAGAAAAUGUGCUCUGCGUCAUUCAACAGCUGCAGCAGCAGUAUCCUGGCGGGUUACCCAACAUACGCUCGAUGUAUUUGAAAAUCGACAUUGUGGGAACAUCUGCACUGCCCCUCUACAUCAGCUUGUGCGCCCCACCCGCGGACACACCCUACGUUGUUGGUCCUCGAGAGCAGCGCAUGCUUAAGCUGAAGAAGCAGGCAAAUGAAGUGCUAACUAGAUUUGCUCUUACCAAGGAUGUUGAUUUUGUUAAGCUGACGCACGAUCAGGUUAAGCGUAAGGCUGAACUUCGGCUAAAACGAAAUGCACUCAAAGCGGAGGAUGGAAAGGACGAUGAGGUGAACGGUAAUGGACCUGAAGACUCGAUUGUGUUGGCUAAAAAAGCACGCAAAAAUUUAGCUGAAAAGGUCAAAAAAGACGAGUCUGAAGAGGAAGAUGAUGAAGAUGUUGAGGUAGAUGAUGAUGCUGAUGAUGACGAUGAGGUUGAUGAUGAAGUUGACAAUGAAGAUGAUGAUGAUGAUGAUGAUGAUGAUGAUGAUGAUGAUGAUGAUGAUGAAGAUGAUGAUGAUGAUGAUGAUGAUGAUGAUGAUGAUGAUGACGACGAUGAUGAAUAGAACUAAAAUAAUCCUUAAUUUUGUUUCCCUUUUCUAUUUGAUAUGCAAACUUCAUUAUCUCUGUAAUCGAACGCAGGGUUUAUUAUAGUAAUAAACACUUAGUAAACGUAAGAAGCUAUAUUUUUGUA